AGAAACUCUGACAUGCUCAGCGUUGUUACCAAGGUUAAAAUGCUCAAGAUUGAGGACUAGUCUUAAUCCUUGAAAUAAUAUGAAACCACUUAUAACUUUAAUAAGUAACUGAGAAGAACGAAGAGCUACUUUCUGCAUAGCUCAUAUUUUUCCAUCUCACCAGAGUUUCAACAUGUCAAGUGGAGUUUUGGGCCGUUUGAGCACUCUGACUUUAAGUCUGCAGCAGCUGGGUCAGUUACCACACUUGUCAAACUGGUUGCCUCGUCUGCCUAGACGUCAAGCCACAGUACACGCUUCUGAAGUGCCGAGCCUGUUUCGUGAGCCCUACAUCUUGUCAGGUUAUCGUCCAGUGCAUCAGGAAUGGCGGAGCUACUUCUACAGCCUCUUCCAAUGUCACAAUGAGCUGCUGAAUGUGUGGACACACCUGCUGGCCAUCCCCGCCGUUCUUCUGCAGUUCUCUUUUUUUGCAGGGGCGUGGGGGCUGACGCUCAAUCUGACCUCUCUGCCUCUGUUCUUGUAUGUGCUGUCGUCACUUACCUACCUCAGUUUUAGUGUGGCUGCCCACUUGCUGCAGUCUCACUCUGAACUGGCCCAUUACUCCCUCUUCUUUGUAGACUACGUUGGUGUAGCUGUCUACCAAUAUGGCUGCUCAUUGGGCCACUAUUUUUACUGUUCUGAGGCAGAAUGGAGACACAGUCUAGUUGGUGUAUUGUUUCUUCCUGGUGCUGCCAUGCUGGCCUGGUUGUCCUGUGCCAGUUGCUGCUACUCCAAAUUCCGUUACCGCCGUCCAUACCCAUUCCACCGGAAGAUCUGCCAGAUCAUUCCCACCAGCUUGGCGUACUUGCUUGAUAUAAGCCCCGUAGUGCACCGCCUGCUCACCAAAUCUUGGGAUGAGCCGGUGUUGAUGUUUCACGCUAUGCAAGUGGCGUUUUUCCUCUUGGCAGCUCUGUUUUUCUCGUGCCCCGUUCCUGAGCGCUUCUUUCCAGGGAGGUGUGAUAUUAUAGGCCACGGACAUCAGAUCUUUCACAUAUUCCUGGUCUUGUGCACCAUGUGCCAGCUGGAGGCAAUGUUUAGAGACUUCCUAGUGCAUCAGCAGUCUGUCGUAGAUGCGCACGGAGAGCACUUCAUCUUACUGGCCGGAGGAUCCUUCUUCUUGUUGGUGUUGUGCAGCAUUCUGACUGCAGUUCUGAUGAGGGGAGCCGUGCAAAGACAGCUGAGGAAAAAAGACUGAACAAACAUAUCUGAAGAUUAGGUUAGUUAUGAAGUACCAAAAGGUAUUUAUUGAUAUCAAUUUUCAAUUGUUUUUACAGUAGUGCAUUCAUUAUGAGAAUUGUGAUGGGAUGUCUGUUUGCUUUUAUUUUAAAUCUUGAAGGUCCAAUAGUGUCAUUUUGAAAUCCCAUACUUGCCCCAAAAAAUAACACAAAUGUUGUCCCAAGCAUGAUGCCAUAUCAAAAGCUAUUAAUAUGUACCAUUCAGGCAUUGUUUACACCUUUUGUUUGUGGAUCUAAUCACAAGUAAAUGGUGCUAAAUGGGAUCAAAAACACAUACAGAGCUAGUCAAAACUUAUAGUGCAGAUGCUUAUGGAGUCAAAUGCAUUGGAAACGCCACAAAAACAUCUACCCUCCACCUGCUGACCUCAUUUUUUAAACAUUAGGGCUGCACAAUAUUCAGCAUCGAUAUCGCAAUGUGAUCAUUCGCAAUAGACACAUUGCAGGAUUUGCAAUGUUGAGUUUGUAUUAUAAUUCAUCAUUUGCUUGUGUUUUUUGAUGCCUGAUGUGAUUGUAAAAUGAUUUUAAAAGCAUUCAUCCAUAAGAAAUUGCACCAUUUGUGGCCUUAACUAUGAUUCAUUAUUUCAUUUGUAUUUUUAUCAUUCAAUUACUGUACUUGAAUACUGUUAGACUCUGGAAAUGAUAAAACACUUUAUUUUUGUUGUAUCUUUUUCUUGAUUGUAUUUAUAGAUUAGUAUGCAUGAAAAUACAACACAUGCUAAUACAGAAAUGCACAGUAAAUAGCACAGACCACAACGAAAAUGUGUCAGGGGACCCCGAUAAGCUUAUAGAUUGUUUAUUAGAUUUUAUCGAGAUGCAAAUAGUAAACAUUAAUCAAUCUCUGACUGAAAACAUGCAUGAAAAUAUUCACAACACAUACAUAAAUGCACCGCAAAUACAUACCACAGACCACAACAACAAUGUAUCAGGGAAAUUUAUAGAUUGUUUAUUAGAUUUUAUGGAGAUGCAGAAUCAUCCCAGCUGAUCUAACAUUAUAAAUUCUUUCCAAAUAGAGAUUUUAGGUCAUCUGGUGAAAGGGUAUUCAUAUUGCAAUAUAUAUCGCAAAAUACAAAAAUAUCACAUUUUUGCUAGAUUUUUCCAAUAUCGUGCAGCCCUAUUAAACAUUACAGGAUGUGCUGUUGAAACAAGCUAGCAAGAUGGGAUUUAAACUUGCCUGUAAAUUUGCCCAUAAAGACCCUUCCCUUAACAAAUCAGGAAAGUAGUCACAGAAAAUGCAUUAAAACACCAGGCGUAAGUGAGAAUGUGUCCCCCUCAUGUAAUUGUAAGGAUUGUGCAAAAAAUAUUAUCAGACAUUCUGUGAAAAUUUCCUUGCUCUGUUAAAUAUCAUUUGGGAAAUAUUUAAAAAAGAAAAAAACUCAAAGGGGGGCUAAUAAUUCUGACUGUAACGUUAUGCAUCUUAAUGCAUUUUAAUACCAGGUGUAAAUAGGGCCCUUUGUAAUAAUAUGUGCAUAAAUAAAAAUAUAAACAGCUUUUCCUACUUGAAUGAACCAGAAAAAAUGUUGAGUGAGAAUCUUGAUUUUGUUCAUAAUGGAUUGAUUGGAAUGUUGGAGUGUUGUGGUUGUUUUAUUGGUUAAUCCGGUUGUCCCACCUUUGUACCAGUAUACAUGAGAUUAAGUUAUUUGA
Messenger RNA from Danio aesculapii, 2912 nucleotides. It is a transcript of the gene paqr8, whose product is annotated as progestin and adipoQ receptor family member VIII. Gene Ontology annotation, biological process: response to steroid hormone. The coding region runs from base 173 to 1231 and encodes 352 amino acids. The record is from RefSeq and is a predicted model, not a curated record. Lineage: Eukaryota; Metazoa; Chordata; Actinopteri; Cypriniformes; Danionidae. The transcript has 2 exons. Gene Ontology annotation, cellular component: plasma membrane. Gene Ontology annotation, molecular function: steroid binding; nuclear steroid receptor activity.